GAUGAUGAUAGUGGUGGUGGAACGUCGAAGGUGUCCAUCUACACACUUCAUCAUGCCCACUCUAUUCUACUAGUUAUUCCCCGCUGACUGUUGUGUGGUGAUGGAAGCUCGGAUCCGUAGCGUGGCGGCGGAUGUAGCGGCGGUGGCGGCGGUGGGGCUGUGCAUGUUUCCCUCGUCUCGUCUCUUCGGCUGCGAUCAUUCCCAGCCAUACGUAUCAGAUAUGUACUACGUUUACACUUUUUUUUCUCUUGUAGCUCCGUUCAAGCGGUUGUUGACUCCCUGGCUGGUUGGCUGGCUGUUGGCGGAUUGAGGCAGCGGCUCCCUCACCUCACUGAGUCAUGGACUCACGGACUGGAGCUUCUCUACCUAGUUCACGAUGGUACGG
Molecule: messenger RNA, 385 nt
Organism: Tricharina praecox
Lineage: Eukaryota; Fungi; Ascomycota; Pezizomycetes; Pezizales; Pyronemataceae
Exons: 2
Coding region: 101-310 (69 amino acids)
Source: RefSeq, a predicted model, not a curated record